GGAAUAGCAAUGGGAUUCAUUGCUCAGCUGCUCGGGAUACAUCCACAUCUUCAGGAGAAAGUGUAUCAAGAAAUCAGUGAAGUUUUUCCCCCGGCUAGUAAAUUGCACUUCGCUUCUGAUAAUUUGAGACAAUUGCAAUACACGGAAAUGUUCAUCAAAGAAAGCCUCCGCCAUUUUCCUAUAGUCCCAAUUAUUCUGCGACAAACAACGAGCGACAUCGAGCUGGACGGAAUGCUGAUACCGACUGGUACAUCGUUUGCUUUAAAUAUUUAUAAUUUGCAUCGCCGGGAAGAUGUCUGGGGCCCUAAUGCGAAACAAUUUGAUCCGGAAAAUUUUAGUGAAGAAAAUAUAAACAAGCGUCAUCCGUUCGCUUUUCUUCCUUUCAGUGGCGGUAAUCGUAGCUGCAUAGGUCAUCGAUAUGCCAUGAUGAGUCUCAAGAUAAUGGUUGUGCAUUUGUUAAAAAGCUUUAAACUUAAAAGUAACGUUAGUCUCAUGGAUCUGAAAUUAAAAAUUGAUUCUGUGCUAAAGUUUUCUAACGAACCGGGAUUAAUUUUGAGACGUCGCAAAUCACUACCAAUCAAAUAACUCAAGUGCAAUGUGUAUGUGUACCCAAAAGUAUAAAAAUAAAACAUAUUAAUGAAUUUCAAUUAUUUAUUACAGUAAAAGUUCGCAAUCGAAAUAAGCAUUGAACUGCGAAACAAAACAGGCAAUCCUCAGUUGAGCCCAUUAGCACAAGGUUAAUUUACUCGCUAUGACAAGCACAAUCACAGAACUA
This is a messenger RNA of Wyeomyia smithii (pitcher-plant mosquito), 775 nucleotides long. Its product is annotated as probable cytochrome P450 313a1. The record is from RefSeq and is a predicted model, not a curated record. The coding region runs from base 10 to 585 and encodes 191 amino acids. Lineage: Eukaryota; Metazoa; Arthropoda; Insecta; Diptera; Culicidae. The transcript has 2 exons. Gene Ontology annotation, molecular function: heme binding; oxidoreductase activity, acting on paired donors, with incorporation or reduction of molecular oxygen; monooxygenase activity.